This is a messenger RNA of Acanthopagrus latus (yellowfin seabream), 1500 nucleotides long. Its product is annotated as transcription factor HES-2-like. Lineage: Eukaryota; Metazoa; Chordata; Actinopteri; Spariformes; Sparidae. Gene Ontology annotation, molecular function: protein dimerization activity; RNA polymerase II cis-regulatory region sequence-specific DNA binding; DNA-binding transcription factor activity, RNA polymerase II-specific. The coding region runs from base 1 to 456 and encodes 151 amino acids. The record is from RefSeq and is a predicted model, not a curated record. Gene Ontology annotation, cellular component: nucleus. The transcript is spliced from 2 exons. Gene Ontology annotation, biological process: anterior/posterior pattern specification; regulation of transcription by RNA polymerase II; regulation of neurogenesis.
AUGAAGCCAGCAGAGAUCAGAUUCUCUCUACAGAGACCUCUACAGCACAGAGAUCCAGCCAUGGCACCUACAAUCACUGCAGCAAUGACCAAUUCUCAGGAGCAUCUCACUCUGACCCACAAGCUCAGAAAGCCUCUGGUGGAGAAGUUACGCAGAGAGCGAAUCAACAGCAGCAUCGAGCAGCUCAAGUCUCUCCUGGGUCCAGACUUCCUCAACCAGCAGCCAGACUCCAAGCUGGAGAAAGCAGACAUCCUGGAGAUGACAGUUUGUGUCCUGAGACGACUGCAGCAGCAGCAUCAACAGCAGAGAAGACUGCUGAACCACGUCAACAAGCUGCAGUCUUCCUCUGACAGCAACCUGACAGAGGCUGACUUCUCUCCUCUGAGCCCCACAGUCCACACCAGCAUCACCAAAGACAAGAGUCCAGACAACAGCGCCCUCUGGAGGCCGUGGUAGACACCAACUCACUGGAGUUACUGCCACACAAACUCUCAUGACCACAUUGGUCAAAGAUUACUGGACUGAAUCCUUUGAAAUUUGAUGGACUUGUUCUUCUGUAUGUACAGAAGGCUGUAUUUUGUGUAUUGAGUUUGUUCAAGAUGACAUUUCCUGAGGAAAUGACAGCAACAAUAUCUUUCAAGUUGAGAAAGAGAACCUCUUGUCAUGCAUGUUGCAUGAACAACAUCUGAUUGCAUCAGCAAUUAUUAUCAUACCUCACUGUACUUCAUGUGUUGGUAGUAUAUGCUAUGAUAACAUUUGUUAUCUUUUGAUUGUUAUUGAUCAUUUUGAUCAGAAAACUUUAACUGUCCUUUUUAUGGACAUAUUGUCAUGAUGAACUUUAAUCUCUCUGAUUAAUCAAAACUGAUCUGAUGUCAGAUCCAAAUGUUUAUACUUUGUUCUAAAAGGUUAUAUUACUGUCACAAUUUUCCUGUGACACUUUUAUGAUUCACUUCACGACAUGUAUUGGUCAAAUUUAAUACAAUGGUUAUAUUUUUAACCUCUUGAUUAAUAAUGAUCAUAUUGAUCAAAAUUCUUAAUUUGUCCAUUUUAUGGACAAUUUGUCAUUUUGGACUUUCCCCCACUUGUGGGGUAAAAAUGAUCUGUUUUCAGAUCAAUAUGUUUGAUCAAAACUCAAAAGUGAUCUGUUGUGAGAUCCAAAUGUUUAUACUUUUUUUCUAAAAGGUAUGUUAAUAUCACUCUGUCACAAUUUUCCAGUGACUGUCAUGUGUUCUUUUAAUGAAAUUCAUGUAAUUAGCAGUUAUUAACCUGCUGUCGUCACCCUGUGAUAAUAUCCCUCUGAUCUGUUUUAAGGUCAGUUUUUACUGUUUUCUUUUGUUCAUGAAAAAUGUUUUGUCGUCUUUUAUAAAGACAGCUGUUCCUUCACUGAGUAUUCUGUGUACAGAGAACAUCUGGAAGCUGUUGGGAUGUGUGUUCAUCCCCAAUCAGAGCUUUUUCAAACUGGAUGUGGCUCAUUGUGCUCUGUUGAAUAAACAAACAAUG